Molecule: messenger RNA, 432 nt
Organism: Phytophthora infestans T30-4
Lineage: Eukaryota; Oomycota; Peronosporomycetes; Peronosporales; Peronosporaceae
Product: deoxyribose-phosphate aldolase 1
Exons: 4
Biological process (GO): deoxyribonucleotide catabolic process; carbohydrate catabolic process
Cellular component (GO): cytoplasm
Molecular function (GO): deoxyribose-phosphate aldolase activity
Source: RefSeq, a predicted model, not a curated record
AACGAGACCUUGCUUGACGUGAAGCUCACAUUCAUCAAUUUGCUGGACAAAAUGAACCAGUACAUCGACCACAACAUGCUCAAGACCUUGGAUGAACUGGAACACAGUAGCAAGCCGCAUGUGAAGUGUAUUGACGCCGGCGCUGAGGAGAUCGACAUGGUCAUCAACGUUGGCAUGCUACGAGCUGAGGAGUUCGACUUCGUGCUCAGUGACAUCCGCGCUAUCGUGCGAGUGUGCAAAGAACGUGGUGCGAUCAGCAAGGUCAUCCUCGAGACUGCGCUGUUAAAUACGGAGCAGAUUCGCAAGGCCAGCGAAUUGGCCAUCGCGGCCGGCGCCGACUUCAUCAAGACUUCUACAGGUUUCUCCUCACGCGGUGCCAGCGAGGAGGACAUCAAGCUCAUGGCAAGUAUCGCUAAGCCUGCUGGAAGGCAG